Molecule: messenger RNA, 2550 nt
Organism: Rhinolophus ferrumequinum (greater horseshoe bat)
Lineage: Eukaryota; Metazoa; Chordata; Mammalia; Chiroptera; Rhinolophidae
Gene: RBM47
Product: RNA binding motif protein 47
Exons: 4
Coding region: 32-1798 (588 amino acids)
Cellular component (GO): nucleus
Molecular function (GO): mRNA binding
Source: RefSeq, a predicted model, not a curated record
GUUUCCGCAAGCCGUGGAUGCCUUUGACAUUAUGACCGCAGAGGAUUCCACCGCAGCCAUGAGCAGCGACUCGGGCGCUGCGUCCUCGGCGAAGGUGCCGGAGGGCGUGGCGGGCGCGCCCAACGAGGCGGCGCUGCUGGCACUGCUGGAGCGCACAGGCUACAGCAUGGUGCAGGAGAACGGGCAGCGCAAAUACGGCGGCCCGCCCCCCGGCUGGGAGGGCCCGCACCCACAGCGCGGCUGCGAGGUCUUUGUGGGCAAGAUCCCGCGCGACGUGUACGAGGACGAGCUGGUGCCCGUGUUCGAGACCGUGGGCCGCAUCUACGAGCUGCGCCUCAUGAUGGACUUCGACGGCAAGAACCGCGGCUAUGCCUUCGUCAUGUAUUGCCACAAGAACGAGGCCAAGCGCGCUGUGCGCGAGCUCAACAACUACGAGAUCCGCCCGGGACGCCUGCUUGGUGUGUGCUGCAGCGUGGACAACUGCCGCCUCUUCAUCGGAGGCAUCCCCAAGAUGAAGAAGCGCGAGGAGAUCCUGGAGGAAAUCUCCAAGGUCACGGAGGGCGUGCUCGACGUGAUCGUCUACGCCAGCGCGGCCGACAAGAUGAAGAACCGCGGCUUUGCCUUCGUGGAGUAUGAGAGCCACCGCGCCGCCGCCAUGGCGCGCCGCAAGCUCAUGCCUGGCCGCAUCCAGUUGUGGGGCCACCAGAUCGCCGUGGACUGGGCCGAGCCCGAGAUCGACGUGGAUGAGGAUGUGAUGGAGACCGUGAAGAUCCUGUACGUGCGGAACCUCAUGAUCGAGACCACCGAGGACACCAUCAAGAAGAUCUUCGGCCAGUUCAACCCGGGCUGCGUGGAGCGUGUCAAGAAGAUCCGCGACUACGCCUUCGUGCACUUUGCCAGCCGCGAGGACGCCGUGCAUGCCAUGAACAACCUCAAUGGCACUGAGCUGGAGGGCUCAUGCCUCGAGGUGACGCUGGCCAAGCCCGUGGACAAGGAGCAGUACUCCCGCUACCAGAAGGCGGCCAAGGGUGGCGGCACAGCCGAGGUGGCAACGGUGCAGCAGCCCAGCUACGUGUACUCUUGCGACCCCUACACGCUGGCUUACUACGGCUACCCCUACAACGCGCUCAUCGGGCCCAACAGGGACUACUUCGUGAAAGCAGGCAGCAUAAGAGGCCGGGGUCGAGGUGCAGCUGGCAACAGAGCCCCGGGGCCCAGGGGUUCCUACCUCGGGGGAUAUUCUGCUGGCCGUGGUAUAUAUAGCCGAUAUCAUGAAGGGAAAGGAAAGCAGCAAGAAAAAGGAUAUGAACUUGUACCGAAUUUGGAAAUCUCUACUGUCAAUCCAGUUGCCAUUAAACCUGGUACAGUGGCCAUCCCUGCCAUUGGGGCCCAGUAUUCCAUGUUUCAGGCAGCGCCAGCUCCUAAAAUGAUAGAAGAUGGCAAAAUCCACGCAAUGGAGCACAUGAUUAGCCCCAUCGCUGUGCAGACAGACCCGGCCAGUGCUGCCGCCGCUGCCGCCGCCGCUGCCGCCGUCAUUCCCACUGUGUCAACGCCACCACCUUUCCAGGGCCGCCCAAUAACUCCAGUAUACACGAUGGCUCCAAACGUUCAGAGAAUUCCCACUGCCGGGAUCUACGGGGCCAGUUACGUUCCAUUUGCUGCUCCGGCCACAGCCACGAUCACCACACUACAGAAGAACGCGGCCGCCGUUUAUGGAGGAUACGCAGGCUAUAUACCUCAGGCCUUCCCUGCUGCUGCUAUUCAGGUUCCCAUUCAUGACGUCUACCAGACAUACUGAUUCUGAUGACCAGAGCGGAGACAAACCACAAAACUACUACUGAAGGAACACUUUACUAUUUAUGAAGAAACAACGUGUUGUAUUAGCACACAUAUGAAACCUGAAAGUGAAGAAUGUAAUCAAAUAUCAUACUGAAAUAUUUUAUACACAUGAAGUUUCCAUUAGUUUUUUAAGACUAUUUUCAGUUUUGCAGGCUGGUGUUCAUACAUUUCUAAGAGACUUACAAAGGUUCGUACCUUAAUACCAUCUCUUAAAAAUUUGUAUGCUGUAGUACGUUUGUAUAGAGGUUUUUGUUUUUGUAUUUUUAAGGAUAUAUUUUCAGUAUGAAGGUUAUUUUCUUAACUUCUGCACUCCAGAGAUUUCUAUUUUGUAGUACCUUCAAUAAUAUAUCAACUAUAUAUUAAAAAGCACACUUGAGCAGCUAGGGAACUAUUUUGAAAAAUAUAUUCAAUAUUUAAACAAACAAUAGUGCUUUAAAAAUACUACAUAAAACAUUAUUUUAAAAAUUAUACUGGAAAGUGCAAUUUUAAAAUUUCUGCUGGCAUUAAGGGUUGACGGUGUUACCGUGUGUUAUCCACGAUGGUUCUAUUUUUUUUAAAGAAAUUAAACACUCGAUCUCUCCUUAAGCCAACAUUGAAAAGACUUGUCACACUUCUGAGUCCAAACACUGGAAAGCUCUCACCUGCCACCAUUACCCUGGGCCCCUGCUCUCUACGUGUCUUUGCUCUUAAACACAUUGCCUCCUUCCUCCC